CUCUGAUUGGUUGAACAAAACGCGGCGCUUGAAUGCGGUGUGGAACGGAGAGUCGGGCCUGGAGGCAGAUUCAGGAGCACUCGGUUCAAAUUUUCAUCUUGAUGUUAAUUCAUGGCUGGAUAUGAUGCCCUGAUCAAUGAGUGCCCCCUUCUGUUGCCUCAGAACAGACAAAAGACCGUGUUUGAUGGCUUUGUUUUGGUUAAGGACAGAGAAUUUCGUGUGAGGAUAUUGUUGCCUGAAGAGAGAGAUCUGAAACAUGCAAGGCUUCAGUGCAGCUGGCAAUUAAACCAAAUCUUGCAUGGAUACCAGCACAUUGUGAAACAGAGACUGCAACAAUCCACUGAUCUAGUCAGCUUUAUGCUGGAGUUUAAAACUGUUUUGAUGGUGGAUUUUGACGUGUGUUCCUGGAUUCCAGGCAUGAAACGUAAUCAGCUCAUUCUUGGAAAGGAGUAUUUGCAGGAAAUUGCAUUAAGAAACAAACAUGACCUGCAAAGUCACCCACCUCCACAGUAUUAUGCACGGCUUAUUAAAGAGAUUGAAACCCUGGGUUGGGAUAAGCUUGCUUAUAUGGAUACAGAGUUCAGGACCAUUAAGCUGAAGGCUGAGGAUUCUGCAGGUCGAGAGCAUAUGAUCACAAUUAAAUUAAAAUCAAAGUAUCCAGCUGAACCACCUGACUGUGUCACAGAUUUCCCUGUUCCAUUUGUGCUUUCUUGGACGCAUGAGAGCUCCUUAAAAAACGUUCACAGUCAGUUUCUAGCAGCACUUGAUUCAUUGAAAGAGUUCUGGGAUGUUAUGGAUGAAAUAGAUGAGAAGACUUGGGUGCUUGAACCUGAAAAUCCAGGACGCACAACGACGAGGAGGAGAAUUGCCAUAAGUAACAAUGUUUCAAUAAAUGUAGAAGUGGACCCCAGACACCCUAAAAUGUUGCCAGAAUGCUGUUUCCUUGGUGCUGACCAUGUGGUGACUCCACUGAAGAAUAAGCUGAACGUCAACAUGCAUCUUUGGUCUCCAGAGUGCACUGUGCUGCAAAAUCUGAAAGAUGUAUUGGAGAUAGACUUUCCAUCCCCUGCCACCCACGAGAAGUUUAGUUUUAGCAUGGAAUGUGGCAUUUGUUAUGCCUACCGACUUGCUUCAUCGAUACCAGAUCAAGUAUGUGAUGACCCAAGGUGUGGGCAGCCAUUCCAUCAAGAGUGCCUUUAUGAGGUUGGUAUAAUCGAAAGCAGAAUUUUAAAAAUGCCUUUGUCUUUAAUGACUGAAGAAUUCAAACUAAAAUGUUUAAAUCUGCAGUGGUUGAGAGGUCUACCUUCUUCAAGACAAAGCUUUAACAUCAUCUUUGGAGAAUGCCCUUACUGCAGUAAGCCAAUCACAGCAAAGAUGACCACCAAAAGGUGCUAACAACUGAUAAACCAAACAGCAUUCCUUCCAAGUAUUCUCUCACUUUGGAGAUCCCCAAGAGGACUGAAUUAAAGCUGUUCACAUCACCCAAACUUAUUCAUUUUUUUUC
Molecule: messenger RNA, 1504 nt
Organism: Pristis pectinata (smalltooth sawfish)
Lineage: Eukaryota; Metazoa; Chordata; Chondrichthyes; Rhinopristiformes; Pristidae
Gene: fancl
Product: FA complementation group L
Exons: 15
Coding region: 112-1395 (427 amino acids)
Biological process (GO): protein monoubiquitination; interstrand cross-link repair
Cellular component (GO): Fanconi anaemia nuclear complex; nucleus
Molecular function (GO): ubiquitin protein ligase activity
Source: RefSeq, a predicted model, not a curated record